AUGACUCCCAUAUGUUCGUCGAGGACACCCACCGAUAUCGAUCCUGUCGUUGUGCCCGUGGUGCCUCAGCAGCCACUCCCAGUCUUCCUCCUCCUCGUGCUCCACCGCCGCAUAGAACGCCUUGGGCCACGACCACCACUCCGAAAACACCGGGUCGCCCGUCUCGACAUCGCGCUCGACGGUAUGGACGCCGAAGUUGAACCCGAGCAGCUCCAACAAGCGCGGCGGAUGCUGGGAGAGGACGUCCCAGAGGCCGAUCUCGACGCCCAGCUCGCACACGACGUUCACAAACCGGAGCGCUCCGCGCGUGCCAAACUACCCGGCGCACAGCACAAAACCGACAUUACCUCAAGAGACUCGCGCUGGAAGGAAGGAACAGCUCACGAAGUCCAUCCAGUCCUCCAUCGCCAUAUCCGCUUGUCCCACACGCGCAUACACGUGCAGCGCCGUCAGGCCGCACGGCAGGUUGAUGUCGAGGAACUUGCUGCAUCCCGUCGCUGGAUCUCGAGCAUGGCGGACGUGCUCGAGACGAUGUGUAUGGCGCAACUAUACGGAGGACCGGACGGAGAAGUUGCUCGAGCAGGACGACGAGGAAGCUCCUCGAGGCGGAGCAAGAAUGGUCGUGCGUCACCUUCUUAG
Molecule: messenger RNA, 639 nt
Organism: Dichomitus squalens LYAD-421 SS1
Lineage: Eukaryota; Fungi; Basidiomycota; Agaricomycetes; Polyporales; Polyporaceae
Exons: 2
Coding region: 1-639 (212 amino acids)
Source: RefSeq, a predicted model, not a curated record